This is a messenger RNA of Plasmodium gonderi, 1260 nucleotides long. RefSeq lists its product as hypothetical. The record is from RefSeq and is a predicted model, not a curated record. Lineage: Eukaryota; Apicomplexa; Aconoidasida; Haemosporida; Plasmodiidae. The coding region runs from base 1 to 1260 and encodes 419 amino acids. The transcript is spliced from 2 exons.
AUGUGGAACCUAAUUAACUACAACUACACCGAAGGAAAUUCAAGUGGCCAGGGCAAAGAAAACGGAAAUGAUAAUGACAACCCUAAUGGAGAAAAGGAAAACGAUGAGAAAAAUAAUGAACAAAAAAGUAAUGAUGAAAAUCAAAAUGAAUCACAACAAGAAAAAAAAUUAGGAUCAAAACAUAUCGUCAGAGUGAUCGAUGAAGAUGGAAAUAACAUUGUUGAUAAAACUCUCGGAGAUGACAUAAACGAAAUAGAAGAUGAUUCAGCAGAUAAAAAGAAAAAGAAAAAAAACAAAAAAACAAAAAAACAUUUGACUAGUGAAAAUAGGGAUAAAUCACCUUUCCUCAGUGAUCUUAGUUCCUACGCUGAUUAUUACACAAGUGAUGAUGAGAGAAAAAAAAAAGAAUUUCUUGUAACGAAUGAGGAUGAUUCAUUUGAUCACCAGGUGUAUGAGGCGCCUUCUCGUGUGAAGGAAUACAAUGUGUUCUUGAACACGGGUGAGGAUAAUGAAAAUGUGGCCACUGUUGACGAAGCAGAUUAUGACAAUCCAAAUGGCGAUAACUCUGCUAGGAACAAUCUCGAUGUUGAUAAUUUGACUAAGAAUAAUCCCGAUGGUGGUCAAUCAAGUGAGAACCAGAUUCUGAGGCAGGAAUACACCUCAAACGUGGCCAACGAAUGGUUCUUCGGAAAAAUUAAGGAAAUGCUAGAACCAUCGAUAAAUCAAGAGAGUAUUAGUGAAAUAAUAACGAACAAAUAUAACAGUUUCAAUGAAGGGAAUUCAGGCAUUUUUCAUCUCCUAGAAAAUUUACUAAUUCGAACAAGUACUCAAGAAAAAUUAGAAUUAAAUAAAAAACAAAAAAGUACCUAUCUAUAUAAUCACUACAAUUCAAUGGAUUCAUCUGUAAACGAUAGUUACAAUUUCGUUAACUAUUCCAUUUAUUGUAUUAAUAAAGAAUUAGCUGCUAAUGUCGAAUUGGAGGCUACCAAAAUGAUAAAAAUCUAUAAUUAUGCAUUAAACAAAUUUAAAAAAGAUAUUAAUUUUAAAGAUGAUAUUUACGCAGACCUAGAAAAUGAAGCGGAUGAAGUAUCCACACUAAUAAUUAAUGAGAAAAACAACCAAAAAAAAAGAAUACCGAAAAUUGAUUUCCUCAUUUUAAUAAAUAUUAAUAGCGACAAUUACAACGAUAUAAUCGAAUCUCACAAUGUACAAACUCCCAAGUUGAAACUAGAGGAUAUUUUUAAAAUCAGCGUAAAUUGA